Trypanosoma brucei brucei TREU927 is the source of this 1491-nucleotide messenger RNA. RefSeq names its product NADH-ubiquinone oxidoreductase, mitochondrial, putative (gene Tb927.5.450). Gene Ontology annotation, molecular function: NAD binding; 4 iron, 4 sulfur cluster binding; FMN binding. The record is from RefSeq and is a predicted model, not a curated record. The transcript has a single exon. Bases 1 to 1491 code for a protein of 496 amino acids. Gene Ontology annotation, biological process: mitochondrial electron transport, NADH to ubiquinone. Lineage: Eukaryota; Euglenozoa; Kinetoplastea; Trypanosomatida; Trypanosomatidae.
AUGCUCCGGCGUGUGGGUUUUCUUUCCGCUACGGGGUCUUUGCUUCAGGCAGCAGCUUCUCAACCACCACCAACUCAGCAGGAGCAGCGGGUACACGGUGGAUUGAAGGAUCAGGACCGCAUUUUUGUUAAUCUUUAUCAGGAUUUUGGCACAGAUAUUGAUAGUGCUGAGCGACGAGGGGAUUGGUAUCGUACCCGCGAUUUGCUGUUGAAGGGACACGACUGGGUUAUAAAUGAAAUUAAGGCCAGUGGACUCCGUGGCCGCGGCGGAGCCGGUUUCCCAUCGGGACUCAAAUGGUCCUUCAUGCCAAAAUCCAAACCUGACGGCCGCCCAAGUUACAUCGUCGUUAAUGGAGAUGAAUCGGAACCAGGGACGUGUAAGGAUCGAGAGAUUAUGCGGCAUGAACCACACAAAUUGGUAGAGGGGGCUCUCAUUGCAGGUUUUGCCAUGCGGGCGCGUUACGGUUACAUUUACAUACGAGGCGAGUUUUACAAUGAGUGGAGGGCUGUGGAUCAGGCAAUUAAAGAGGCGUAUGCGCGGGGUUACUUGGGCCGCAAUGCAUGCGGAAGCGGUUACGAUUUUGAUUUAUACACUUACUGCGGUGCGGGAGCGUACAUCUGUGGGGAGGAAACUGCGAUGAUUUCAAGCAUUGAAGGUGGACCAGGAAAGCCACGUCUUAAACCCCCUUUUCCGGCCAAUGUCGGUCUUUAUGGGUGUCCCACCACUGUGACAAAUGUGGAGACCGUGUCCGUGUCACCAACAAUCCUCCGGCGCGGCCCGUCGUGGUUUAAUUCAUUUGGUCGACGCAACAAUGCUGGGGUAAAACUGUUCUGCAUUUGCGGUCACGUCAACCGGCCCUGUACAGUAGAGGAGGAGAUGAGUAUUCCUUUGCGGGACCUCAUUGAGCGUCAUGCUGGUGGCGUGCGGGGUGGAUGGGACAAUCUCCUCGCUGUCAUUCCUGGUGGCUCUUCUUGUCCUCUUAUUCCAAAGAGCAUUUGUGAUAACGUCCUCAUGGAUUUCGAUGCGCUGAAGGAGGCGCAAACAGGCCUCGGCACCGCAGCGGUGAUAGUGAUGGAUAAAUCUACCGACCUUAUCGCGGCUAUCCAUCGCUUAUCUAUGUUUUAUGCCCAUGAGUCAUGUGGCCAGUGUACGCCAUGCCGUGAAGGAAGCCCAUGGCUCGAAAAGAUGAUGCAACGCUUCGUCCACGGUAACGCACGUAUGGAAGAGGUUGGAACCAUGCUCGAUGUGUCUAAACAACUGGAGGGGCGAACCAUCUGUGCGUUGGCAACCGCAGCGGCAUGGCCCGUGCAGGGUUUGGCCCGCCACUUCACGCCGCUGUUGCAGGAGCGUAUUGAGAAAUACUGGGAAGCAAACCCGCAUUGGGGUAAGUCGGGUUCACCUUGGCGUCGCUGGAAGACGCAUCGCUACUACGCCAUGCAGAAGGGGGAGAAGUUGAACUGGGACGGAAAGAUCGUGCGGAAUUGGAACUAA